CUUCUUGAGUUCAGCUGUAAAUACUGGAAUAUUCCCAUCAGUCUACAAGUGAAGACGAGCAUCAGACCAUCAGGAAGAAGUGAAAUCUGCAAAGACAGAGUUUAUUGAAGGACAGUGAGAAGAUGAGUGAUCCAGAACCCUGCAGAAUUAAACAGGAAGAGACUGAAGAACUAAUAGAUGUGAAGGAGGAGAGUGAAGAACUGAAUGAAGAUGAGGAGAAACAUCAGGUCAAACCUGAAGAAGAAACUCAAUCAGAGACUGAACAAAGUAUUUCAGUGGAAAGAACUGCUGUUAAAGGUUUUAGCUGCACUCAGUGUGGGAAGAGUUUCAGGUAUAAAUAUGAUCUCGGUCGUCACAUGAGGAUUCACACUGGAGAGAAACCUUACCAGUGUUCACACUGCGACAACAGAUUCAGCGAUUCAGGAUGCCUCAAAUCACACGAGAGGAUUCACACUGGAGAGAAACCGUAUCACUGCACUGCUUGUGGGAAGAGUUUCAGACAUUUGUCUUCUCUACAAAGACACACACGAAUCUUUCACAACCCGAUGGUGAAGGAGGAGGAAAGUGUCAAUGGUCAAUAUUCAUGCUCUUUGUGUGGAAAGGGUUUCACUCAACAAUCAGGUUUAAAGAGACAUCAGCGGACUCACACUGGAGUGAGACCACACACAUGUGAUCAGUGCGGCAAAUCCUUUUUUAGCCGUUCUGAUUUGAAGGUCCAUCUUAGAGUUCAUACAAGCGAGAAGCCUUAUUCCUGCUCCGAGUGUGGAAAGAGUUUUAUUCUUAAGUCAUAUUUAAGAAGACAUCUGGUAAUUCACGCUGGUGUGAAAGAGUUCGCGUGCUUUGAGUGUGGGAAGAGUUUUAUUUUACCUGGAGACUUGAAACGACACCAGAUGACUCACACUGGAGAGAAACCGUACACAUGUACUCAGUGCGGGAAGAGUUUCACGCAAUCAACAAACCGUAAGAAACACAUGAAGAUCCACACUGGAGAGAUAAACAGCUAGGGUUCUAUCCAAAGAUGCAAAUUAGAUUAAUGUGCAAAACUGAAAUGUGGCAUAAAACAUUUGUAAAUAAAGCAGCGUUUCCAUCCAAUGAGUCAAAGACAAUUAAAUCAUCAUGUUCUGAUAAACUAGCAGCAAACAUCAGACAGAAAAAUGUAGUUUUGUGCGGUCGGAGAAGCUAAUGUGCACCUCUUCUAUAAUAAAUUACUUGCGGAUCAGAAGACGAAAUGCAAUGAACGCAAUGUGGUGGCUGUUGGAGGCGGGAGAUGCUCAAGACAAUUCUGAAGGUAAUAGUAUAAUAAUACUCAACCACUGUGAUGACAGACUUUAGCUGAGGUGUUUUAGAAAAACCAAAACAACAUUUCAGAUGUUUUACAAUGUGGUUUGUCCAUUAAUGCGUCCCAUCACACACAAUAAUCAUCACAUGAUCUGUUUAAACUAAAUCACAUUACAUUUCUCUGAUGCGCAUGCUGGAGUUUAUUCUGUAAUUGUGUUUCCAUCGUAGUUUAUGCCCAUUUAUUUCUUAUCAGAUCAAAUGUUUAUCCCACUCUAUGGUAAGAGUCCAACUGAAUUUAAUCCUAUUGCAUUUUGAAAAUGUGGCUUUUUCCAUUAAGCCUUUCUAUAAUGUGAUAAUCCAAAACGCACAGGAGAAUGGAAACGGCUAAUGAAAUUUACCUUACCGUUACACAAAACAUCAGAUUUGAUCAUUGAAUCUUUGUUACUAAAUGUUUCAAUUAUUUCUAAAUGAGGCAUGCUCAAUCGAAAUAAGCACAAUAAACAAUCUGCAAGAACCAGCAGGGGCGUAGUAACCGGGGGGGAUGGGGGGAUACGUCCCCCUCACUUUUAAAGACAUACCAUUUAGAAACAGGUGAUUAAUAAUUAUAUGAACGUAUGAUCUCAUACAGCCGUCCCCCCACUUUUAAAAUGUCCGCUACGCCCCUGAGAACCAGUUAGGCAGACUUAUACAGUGCAAAUUAGCAUUCAUUAUUAUCGACAGCUAUCAUGAUGGAGCACUAUUUAACAUCAAGUAAAAGACUGAAUUUCAGACACUGCAGAAUAGCUCACUAAUAACACAACAGUCUUCAUCUGUUCAGUUUGAGCUUGUUCUGCUGGUGUUUCAUGAAUGAGGCCCAGUGGGAAGAGUUUUGGCCGCUCGUCUAAUCUACCCAGACAAGCAGAAAACAAUCAGUGUGUGUGUAAAACUCUUAACCAGAUUACAGAUGAAGAAACGUCAUCUAAAGCUUUGACAGCAGCUUCAUUGUAGGAUUCAGAUCAGCUUAUAGAUGGAGUUUCUCACCAAACAACAUGAUCUGAAGCUUUUAUUGUAGACGUCUGUCAUUUUGCUUUGAUAUAAUUUAUGUAGUUACGCAAAAUUUCUAAAACUAGAUAUCAAUGAUGAUAUAUGAUCAUUAUUUCAUUAUUGUUAUUAGCUUCUAGCCAACAUUUUUAA
Messenger RNA from Danio aesculapii, 2451 nucleotides. RefSeq names its product zinc finger protein 791. The transcript is spliced from 3 exons. The record is from RefSeq and is a predicted model, not a curated record. Gene Ontology annotation, biological process: regulation of transcription by RNA polymerase II. Lineage: Eukaryota; Metazoa; Chordata; Actinopteri; Cypriniformes; Danionidae. Gene Ontology annotation, cellular component: nucleus. Bases 123 to 1004 code for a protein of 293 amino acids. Gene Ontology annotation, molecular function: DNA-binding transcription factor activity, RNA polymerase II-specific; RNA polymerase II transcription regulatory region sequence-specific DNA binding.